AUGGCAGAUUUGGAGGCUGUUCUAGCUGAUGUCAGCUACUUGAUGGCUAUGGAAAAGUCCAAGUGUACACCAGCCGCAAGAGCCAGCAAGAAGUUAAUACUACCAGAUCCCAGUGUCAGAAGCGUUAUGUAUAAAUAUCUUGAGAAGGAAAAUGAACUCAGCUUUCACAACAUUUUUAAUCAGAUUAUAGGAUAUUUGUUGUUUAAGGAUUUCUGUGAAAACGACUCUGAAGAACCCAUACAACAGUUAAAGUUCUAUGAACAGAUCAAAAACUUUGAGAAAACUGAAUGCUACGAAGAACGAAAGAAGUUGGCAAGAGAAAUAUAUGACAAUUUUAUAAUGGAGGAAAUGCUGUCUCACACAUAUGAAUACUCGAAAGAUGCUGUUGCUAAUGUCCAAAAGUAUUUAUUAAAAAAUGAAGUUCCUGUGAAUUUAUUUGAACCGUAUAUGGAAGAAAUCUUUGGUCAACUGAAAGGCAGACCAUUUAAAAAGUUCUUGGAAAGUGACAAAUUUACGAGAUUUUGCCAAUGGAAAAACCUGGAGCUCAAUAUACAAUUAUCAAUGAACGACUUUAGCGUACAUAGAAUAAUAGGCCGUGGAGGUUUUGGAGAGGUGUACGGUUGUCGAAAAGCUGACACAGGAAAAAUGUACGCUAUGAAAUGCUUGGACAAGAAGCGUAUCAAAAUGAAACAGGGUGAAAUGCUGGCAUUAAAUGAACGCAAUAUGUUGCAGGCAGUUAGCACAGGAAUUGAUUGCCCCUUCAUUGUGUGCAUGACAUAUGCAUUUCAUACACCGGAUAAACUGUGUUUCAUAUUAGAUUUAAUGAACGGAGGAGAUUUACAUUAUCAUCUCUCACAACAUGGAGUUUUCAGCGAAGACGAAAUGAAGUUUUAUGCGGCUGAGGUCAUUUUGGGUCUGGAACAUAUGCAUAAACGCUGCAUCGUCUAUCGCGAUCUAAAGCCCGCUAAUAUUUUGCUUGAUGAAAAUGGACACAUUCGAAUAUCUGAUUUAGGCUUAGCAUGUGACUAUUCAAGGAAGAAACCGCAUGCUUCAGUGGGCACUCAUGGAUACAUGUCACCAGAAGUAUUAUCAAAAGGAACAUCUUAUGAUUCAUGUGCCGACUGGUUUAGUUUUGGUUGCAUGCUUUACAAACUACUCAAGGGGCAUUCCCCAUUUCGACAGCAUAAAACCAAAGAUAAACAUGAGAUUGACAGAAUGACAUUAACUAUGAACGUUGAACUUCCGGAUUCAUUUUCCGUGGAGUUAAGAAACUUGUUGGAUAUGCUUCUGCAAAGAGAUGUACCGAAGCGUCUUGGUUGUAUGGGAAACGGUGCGGACGAGGUCAAAAUGCAUAAUUUCUUUUCUGGAAUUGAUUGGCAUCAAGUGUACAUUCAAAAAUAUACUCCACCAUUAGUUCCACCUCGUGGCGAGGUGAAUGCCGCCGAUGCCUUCGAUAUUGGAUCUUUUGAUGAAGAAGAUACCAAAGGCAUUAAAUUAAACGACAGUGAUCAAGAUCUCUACAAGCAUUUUUCAUUAACAAUCUCUGAAAGGUGGCAACAGGAAGUGUCUGAAACAGUAUUUGAAACAAUCAACCUGGAAACUGAUAAAAUCGAGCAAAAGAAAAAAUCGAAACAAAAACAACACUUUGAUGCCGAUGAAAAAGAAUCGGAUUGUAUACUGCAUGGAUAUAUAAAGAAAUUGGGCGGAUCGUUUGCAUCAUUAUGGCAAACUAAAUAUGCAAAGUUAUAUCCUAAUCGCUUGGAACUUUAUUCUGAGAGUGGUAAUAACAAACCAGAACUUAUAUUUUUGGACCAAGUAGAAGAUAUUUCAUCUGAUUUUAUCCAAUACAAGAACGAGCAAUGUAUUCAAAUUCGUGUCAAUGAUGGCAGUCGUGAUGGGAGAAUCAUUUUAACGAAUUCUGAUGAAAUCGGCCUAAAGGAAUGGGCAUUGUCAUUGAGGUCGGCACACAAAAUGUCGCAAGAUCUUUUAGGAUCUAUGGCCAAGAAAGCUGGAAAAAUUUAUGGAAGCGAGCGGGAUGCAAACAAAUCAAUGUACAUUCUGGGAGGGAAUUGUUCAACAAAAUCGUCGAAUGGAUCUAAUUAAAUAUAACAUAAAAUGAAAUUUAUUAUGUCAUAUAAUAGGUUUCCCGCUCUGAAACUCUUCAAAACCAAUUAGUUUCGAUCAAUGUGAAAUGAAUCCUAAUAAAACACAUCAUGUAAAACACUCUGAAAAUUUAUGUACGUACACUGGCGAACCUGUAUACAUUGUGUAAUGGUUAUUUUGUGAAAAGCAUACAGACAUAUAUAUGUACAUCAUUGUUUA
This is a messenger RNA of Drosophila innubila, 2322 nucleotides long. It is a transcript of the gene Gprk1, whose product is annotated as G protein-coupled receptor kinase 1. Gene Ontology annotation, biological process: regulation of signal transduction; protein phosphorylation; G protein-coupled receptor signaling pathway. Gene Ontology annotation, molecular function: ATP binding; G protein-coupled receptor kinase activity; G protein-coupled receptor binding. The coding region runs from base 1 to 2103 and encodes 700 amino acids. The record is from RefSeq and is a predicted model, not a curated record. The transcript has 15 exons. NCBI's taxonomy places the organism in Eukaryota, Metazoa, Arthropoda, Insecta, Diptera, Drosophilidae.